AUCCAUCUUUCUUUGAUGUAUGGCUUAGAAGUAAAGUAGCAAAAUGGGAAACUCCGAGUCUUCACAAGCUGCUCCGUUCAAGCUUCCUUCUCCAUUGCCUUCUUGGCCUCAAGGUGAAGGUUUUGCAAGUGGAACAAUUGAUCUCGGAGGACUUGAAGUUUGCCAAAUUACAUCUUUCAAGGAAAUUUGGUCGACUUCUCAAGAUGACACUGACGUCACCUUCUUCAACCCAUCACCCAUACCAAAUGGCUUCUCUAUGCUUGGUUACUACUGUCAAUCCAAUCACACCCCACUCUUUGGUUGGGUGCUCGCCGGAAAAGAUGUCUCCGGCGGAACCCUAGCUGCUCCGAUCAACUACACUCUAGCUUGGAGCAGUAAGGAUUCAUCAUGUUACAUUUGGCUACCAAUACCACCGGAGGGUUAUAAGCCAGUAGGCUACGCCAUUACCACCUCACCGGAGAAACCCUCCUUCGAUAACAUCCGUUGUGUUCGAUCCGAUCUAACCGAGGAAUCCGAAACCGAUGCAUUGUUAUGGAGUUCGAAAGAUGUCAAUGUGUACGGAUUAAGACCGAAAGUUCGAGGGAGACUAGCUCGAGGAGUGUCCGUAGGUACAUUCGUGAUCGUGAAAACCGUAGAUGAUUCGAGUUUAUUAUCGCUUUCKUGCUUGAAGAACAAYAAUUUCGAUAACUUAACUUCUUCGAUGCCGAAUUUAUCACAAAUCGAAGCUCUAAUUCAAGAAUACUCUCCRAGAUUCUACUUUCAUCCUAAAGAAGCKUACUUUCCAGCUUCAACAACUUGGUAUUUCACCAAUGGGGUUCAGUUGUACCACACRGGAGAMGAAUCRAACCCSAUUUCAAUCGAACCMACMGGCUCRAACCUUCCUCAAGRUGGUUCGAACGAUGGCACGUACUGGCUCGACCUYCCGGUUGAYGAAACCAACARAGAGARGGUCAAGAAAGGUGAUYUGCAAARCUGUGAGGCUUAUCUUCAUGUCAAACCAAUGCUUGGAGCCACAUUUACAGACGUAGCCGUUUGGAUCUUUUACCCUUUCAAUGGUCCUUCGACCGCGAAAYUCGGGUUAAUCGAUAUCCCUCUUGGAAGAAUUGGUGAACAUAUAGGAGAUUGGGAGCAUGUAACCCUUAGGGUUAGCAAUUUCGAYGGAGUUCUGUAUCGUGUUUAUUUCGCGCAACAUAGYGGAGGGACAUGGGUCGACACCCCGGCCCUCGAGUUCUUAGAUUCGACGAAUAACUUCGCAGCUUAUCCGUCGUUAAAUGGCCACGCAACGUACCCGUCCCCGGGACUUGUACUACAAGGAACGAAUGUAAUUGGGAUAAAAAACGACGCGGCAAAAAGCGACAAGUUUUUCAAUGUUAAAGACAAAUAUUCAAUCAUGGCGGCCGAGUACAUCAGUGAUGUAGUCGAGCCACCAUGGGUGAAGUACACGAGGAAAUGGGGUCCAAAAAUAACGUAUCGGAACGGAACUGAGAUCGCGAAAUUACAGAGUUCGUUGAGCGGAAGUGUGGGAUCGGCAAUCGGGAGUUUGGCGAGUGUUAUACCGAGGGAAUUUUCGAGCGAAGAUGGACCUACCGGACCUAAAAUGAAGGUCGAUUGGGAUGGAGAUGAACGAUGAACAAGCUCUGUGAAUCGCACAGUUCAUUUCUUCUGUUUUGUAUGUC
This is a messenger RNA of Cynara cardunculus var. scolymus (artichoke), 1676 nucleotides long. RefSeq lists its product as uncharacterized. Bases 44 to 1630 code for a protein of 528 amino acids. The record is from RefSeq and is a predicted model, not a curated record. The transcript has 2 exons. NCBI's taxonomy places the organism in Eukaryota, Viridiplantae, Streptophyta, Magnoliopsida, Asterales, Asteraceae.